This is a messenger RNA of Vespa mandarinia (Asian giant hornet), 1974 nucleotides long. It is a transcript of the gene Sce, whose product is annotated as E3 ubiquitin-protein ligase Sce. The record is from RefSeq and is a predicted model, not a curated record. NCBI's taxonomy places the organism in Eukaryota, Metazoa, Arthropoda, Insecta, Hymenoptera, Vespidae. Gene Ontology annotation, cellular component: PcG protein complex; ubiquitin ligase complex. Gene Ontology annotation, molecular function: chromatin binding; ubiquitin protein ligase activity.
CUAACUUGGAUAUGGUUAAUGGCACCACAUGAUCUGAUCAUUUAUAGUUUUUCCAGAGUUUAUUACGGUUCCAAUAUUAUUCGAUUUCAUAAUAAUGUUGUUAAGUAAUUGUGAAUCAAUCUUAAUAAAGAAAAUUCGCGCUGUUGUCAGUUUUUAGUUGACGACUUGUAUAUGACUAAGAUGGCGUCAGCGGAACAAGUAGGUCUUAACAAAACUUGGGAAUUAUCGCUUUAUGAAUUACAUCGAACACCUCAAGAUGCUAUUACCGACAAUACAGAAAUCGCGGUUAGUCCACGAAGUUUACACAGCGAACUUAUGUGCCCAAUUUGUUUGGAUAUGCUUAAAAAAACCAUGACCACCAAGGAGUGCCUCCACCGUUUCUGUUCCGAUUGUAUCAUCACCGCACUUCGAAGCGGUAAUAAGGAAUGUCCAACUUGUAGAAAAAAGUUAGUUUCUAAACGUUCUUUGAGACCAGAUCCAAACUUUGAUCUAUUAAUUUCAAAGAUAUACCCAAGCAGAGAUGAAUACGAAGCGCAUCAAGAAAGAGUUUUGGCAAAAUUAAAUAAAUCACAUUCCCAGGCUGCCUUAGUAAAUUCUAUUACCGAAGGUAUCAAACUACAAAGCCAGAAUCGUCCACAACGUUCCAGAAAGAAUGCUAAUGAAUCUGAAAAUACAAGUAAUGCAACUUCGUACAAUAAUACUCCAAAUGUUAGUGCUCCUACAACGCCAAAUCCUUCUACAAAUGCUGCAAAUCAAAGUGAUUCUUCGCAAAGUGCAACGGGGCCAUUAACUACUAAUAACGGAGGAGCUAGUAAUAGUUCACAGAAUUCUACAAAUAUUUCUCAACCUGCAAGUAGUCCUGCGGUUUCCGGAACUACAUCUAGAAAUUCUACAACACCUUCGCCAAAUCCCACAAAUCAAAUACCAAAACCACCAAAGCGACAAAAAAGUCUUCAGAAUUCAGAAAAUGAUUCUUCUAGUGCAGAAGCAGAAACAGGAGGUGGUGAUUCUAUGGUCGAUACAGAAGGCGAGGGUCCUAGUGAACCUUUGAUGCUUAAUGAAAUCGAACUAGUUUUCAAACCCCAUCCAACAGAAAUGGCUGGAGACAAUUCAUUAAUAAAAGCAUUAAAAGAGAAUAGUAUUCGAUAUAUAAAAACUACGGCAAAUGCAACAGUGGACCAUCUCAGUAAAUAUUUAGCUAUGCGAUUAACUUUGGAUCUUGACACGGAAUUAUCAGAAUCGGAUAGGUUAUUGAAUUUUUGUAUUUAUAUAGCACCUUCUCCAGGACAACUCGUGGUAUUGAGUGGAUCACAAACAUUACGACAAGUGAAUGACAAAUUCUGGCGAGUCAAUAGACCAUUGGAAAUGUACUAUUCAUGGAAAAAAACCUAGGGAAGGCCUCGAAAAUAUCAAUCAGAUGGGAGCUAGUUGUAUUAUGCUCCGAAUCAAAAUUAAAAUCUAGAUAUUUGUGGAGUCACGUAGGGGCUGUUGUGAAAGGAAAAACCUGAUGUGUUUUAUUAUAUUCUAACAGCUUUGAUACGUCUUAAGAGAAGGUAGAACACGAAGAGGUUCUUCGUGUUUUUUGACAGUAGUGCAAUUUUUACGAUCUUUUCAAAUGGUUGCCAAUGUUUAUGCGAUUCGAGUUUUUGUACGAGAGAUUGUUAUGGCAACGUAUUUUUAAGUGAUAGAAUUAAAUUAGGAACAUGACAUACGUCAACGAUAGCUGAUUAAAAUAGGAAAGGAUAAAAAUGCAUCUUUAAUCCGUGAUCAUUGUUUUAUAUUCUUGCAAGUAAUACCUACCCGAUCUUAUUGAAGAAAUAACAGUUAGAUCGGUGCACACAUCACAUACAUUUCCAUACUCGAACAAAGUCAAUGGUUAAUUAACUUAUUUAAUAAUCGAUGAACGAAUUGUUGUGGACCAUUCUGUACAGUUUUGUGAAAAAAAGCAAAAAAUAAAUGAAUGUAUAUAAGUGA